GCGGAGGGGCAGGAGAGGUGCGCGCAUGCGCAAAGAGGAGGCGGAAGCGGAAGCAGCGCGGGGGCGCUAAGAUGGCGUACCAGACCUUCCGGCAGGAGUACCUGCAGGUGCCGCCGGUGACGCGGGCCUACACCACAGCCUGCGUCCUCACCACCGCCGCUGUGCAAUUAGAACUAAUUACACCCUUCCAGCUGUAUUUCAACCCCGAAUUAAUAUUUAAACACUUUCAAGUAUGGCGGUUAAUCACCAACUACUUAUUCUUUGGACCAGUCGGCUUUAAUUUUUUAUUUAACAUGAUCUUUUUAUACCGUUACUGCCGGAUGCUUGAAGAAGGCUCUUUUCGAGGUCGGACGGCAGAUUUUGUAUUUAUGUUCCUUUUUGGAGGACUUUUAAUGACCAUCUUUGGCCUGUUUGUCAACUUGGUGUUCUUGGGUCAGGCGUUCACAAUAAUGCUCGUGUACGUCUGGAGCCGCAGGAAUCCCUACGUCCGUAUGAACUUCUUUGGGCUUCUCAUCUUCCAAGCUCCGUUCCUACCUUGGGUACUGAUGGGCUUUUCACUGCUUUUGGGGAACUCCAUCAUUGUGGAUCUCCUAGGCAUUGCAGUCGGGCAUAUAUAUUUUUUCUUAGAGGAUGUCUUUCCCAAUCAGCCUGGUGGCGGAAGGCUUCUGAGAACACCAUCUGUGCUGAAAGCAAUAUUUGAUACACCAGAAGAUGAUCCUAAUUACAAUCCCUUGCCAGAAGAACGGCCGGGAGGAUUUGCGUGGGGAGAAGGUCAACGUCUUGGAGGCUAAUCAGAUGGCUGUGCCAAAACCCAGCAGUGACUGGGAGAGAUGAACCUGGAGUUCUGUCCCGGGGAAUCCCUCAUUCUCCAUCGCAGAAAGAACACUCUUCAUCAGCUCUAUGGUUUUGAAUACAAGCACUUUAUGAAAUGGCAGUCUAAUCCAAGACACUUCCAGGCUACCAGUGUCUUCCUUAGCCGGGGAAUUUACUGUGCUGGUAAUGCGAAUGUUAAUCCAGUGGAGCCAAAAAACUUUAAACUGGAAACCAUUUCCUGUCAACUUCAGUUAACAAGACCAUGAGUACUUGUUUGAAGUGAUUUCUAAAGCAUUUUUUUUCAAGUUAUUUGAUACAGGAAACUAUAUGGGGAACUUUACAGGGGACAAAAAAGCCUUUUUUAACUCCUUUUUUAAUUCUUGGAUAAAACAGCUUCAAGAUGGGUAAGAGUGCAAGUCCCUAUUUCAGUGGUAAAUGUUUUUUAGUCCGAGAUGGUAGUGUCUCCAGUCUUGUUUGAAGUGUAAGAAAUACAUCAUUCAACGUAAAUCAUUUUGGAACGUGCCUCUCUGUGAACACACUUGCAGGCUGUGACUACACUGUGAUGGUUUUUCUCCCAGAAACUGUGUGUUGUGACAACCAGGUGUGACUCUGGUUGGCUAAAUGGGGCCACACUGCCUGCCUCCUGCACAGGCACACUUCCAGCAGUCCUUACGUUCCUUGGAGCACUAGGAAGGAGUCUGUCUGGUGUUGAACUGUUCGAAUAUCUCAGAUAAUGAGUUGAAUAAAAUGUUUUCUGGA
Molecule: messenger RNA, 1572 nt
Organism: Lagopus muta (rock ptarmigan)
Lineage: Eukaryota; Metazoa; Chordata; Aves; Galliformes; Phasianidae
Gene: DERL2
Product: derlin 2
Exons: 7
Coding region: 72-791 (239 amino acids)
Biological process (GO): endoplasmic reticulum unfolded protein response
Cellular component (GO): endoplasmic reticulum membrane; Hrd1p ubiquitin ligase ERAD-L complex
Molecular function (GO): ubiquitin-specific protease binding; misfolded protein binding
Source: RefSeq, a predicted model, not a curated record